AUGGAAGGUUUAAGCCAAAAUGAAAAGAUUAUUUGGAAUUGUUGGGAAGAGAAAACUCCCAGAGAUAUGGUCCGAGAAGCUGCGGCGAAAGGCACCCAUAUCAAUCUAGCAAUUAAGUAUUUGGUAUUUAAAAACUCAUGGAGUGAAUCUGAAGCUAAAGAUUGGUUCCUUGCAGAGGUAAAAACAUGGAUAGUGCAAUUACUAAUGCGUAAGCAGAUAUUUAAAGUUCUUCAUAUACUUAGUAAAUGUAAUUUAAAUCCAGAAGAACACCUAAUAUCAAUUGCACAGACAUCAACCGCAAUUGAGUAUAGAGACUUCAUUGUGGAUCAUUUACAAAAACUUGCAAAAGAUAUUAAAAAUGAAAACUUUGAAAAGUGGGAAAACUUUAAACGGCACUGGAAUUUGCUUAGAUGCUUGGAGAAAUCCUUUGAAGUAGAUGGUACAUUUAAACAAAAUAAAGUAUUUGGUUUUGGAACUGAGAGAGUAUUUGUGAAUGAGAGUGAAAUAAAAGCCCUGACUGUUGAAAAAAUAGCAAAAUAUUCUUCAGAAUGGAAAUGCAAAAUAGCAACAACCUUGUUUUUUGAUACUUUUGAAUUUUCUCUCCUUCAUUUCUCAUCACCUUUCCAAAUGUGGAAUCAUUUGGUGCAAAACAACAAGUCUAUGAUACUCGUACGUUGGAUAAAUGUUCAGAUGUCUGAAGUCGUUCGCGAUAUGAAUGCACGCUAUAAUUUUUUUAAUAAUGACAACUUUGUUCAAAAACUUUUGACUGUUGAUACAAAAGGAUUUACAAAUGAAGUUCUAGAUACUUUAGACGAAGUAUUUCGUAAGUGGUCUAUAUCUGAGGAAAUGAUAAAAGUUAUAGCUAACAGUGACUGUUUUAAUUACACAAAAAUGUGUAUUUAUGAUACUUUGUCUUCCUAUGGAAUUAUUGUAGAUGAUAAGCAAAAAGAUUUGUUUCAAAUAAUCUCGAGACUGUCAAGAACCCAAAAUUUAAAAUUGCUUGAUGAUAUUUUCUCUGAAUCUUGCGCAACAAUGAGUAGUCAAGAAUUUCAUUUAGAAUUGGCAAAGUAUUAUGUGAAGAAUAAAUUAUACAAAGUAUUGACAAUUUGCAUUGAAGGUCAUAUAUUAGGUACAGAUUUAUCGGAUGUAGAGCAAGAAACUAAAGAAUGUAUAGAGCUUUGGUUGUUGUUUAAAAGUAUUGAGCAAACAUCUGAUAGGCAAAGCCAUGUUGUGCCUGUAUACAAAACAUGUCAGCAAAUAGCUAAGCAUGAUAUAGACAGUUAUAUAUCGUCUAAUCCAUAUUUAGUGCUGGGAAUGAUUUUACUUGAGGAUAAAGCUAAUUUAUUUGACAUUUUCUCAAAAAAAGAAAUAUUAGAGUUCAAAGAUUUUAAAUUGCCAAAUAUGGGAUACAAAAAUAAACUUCCGCAUCUAUAUAAUGUUUUCAAAAAACAUUCAAAUGAAAAUCAAAUGUACGAUUGUAGAGACGUAAAUGUAUAUCAAUUAUUGUCUGGAUAUCGUGGUUUGGAUGUGUCAAAGAUAUUCGAAUUUCAGAUAAUCAAUAUGAACUUUAGCUCCCAAUUACCUGAAAAAGCAGAUCGCCGAAGUCUCGGAAGCCUUCUAUCAAACGAAGUAGAUGUUCAUCUUAAAACACUAUCCCCAAGACCUAUAGACAUGCCAGACUUUGCGAAUGAAAAACUAAUGAAAAGAUAUGGCUAUGAUGCGAAACUAAAUCACAUUUAUUAUUUGAAGCAAUAUCGCCCUUGCAAUGCUAGCCAGGCGUUUGUAUCUCAGCAAUAUCAAACGUACAAUAGAAUGCAAGAGAAAGGUGUUAAAAGCGCUUGCUGUGAGGCUCAUGCUUUAGCGCUACAGAACUGGUGUGAUCCAGCCAUGACUGCAUGUGCUAUUUCUUUUGUCGCUAUGAUUGGAUGUAACCCUACUAGAUGUAGAGUUCAUAUUUCCGCUACUAAAAUGAUUAAACACCAUCUCAUAGCUCGAAAAGGAUUAUCAGAAAAUGAGGUUAAUAAAAUAAUUAACGAAUAUAUGACAAAACUAAUACAAAAUAAUGAUGAUACUGCUAAGACUAUCCUUGAACAUCUAGAAGACAUAACAUUUUGCAGUUUAAAAGAGAUUCAAGAAGCACAAGGCAAAUUCGAUAUGUCAGUGGUUUUAUAUGAAUCUCAAACAAUGGUCAAAUUUGCAAUGCUCCACAACUUGCCUUUGCCAGAAAUGCAGUUAAGAGAGUUUGUUAGGAACGGUUCUUGGUUCAACUUUUUAUUAUUUGCCGAUGUUUUUCGAUAUCCAUUAGCACAAAUGCUUCAACUCUCUCAGGAAUUUGAAAAGAAAUCGUAUUCGGAACAUUUAAAGCACAUUAUGAUGCAUAAAACGGCUGAAGAUGACAAAGAACAAAAACCAAAUUCAAGCAAUGGACAACGAAGACUAACACGACUAAAUUCAAUUGACACUACUGUAAGUCAGAGCCCAACCCACAGCAUAACAUUCGAGUUCCCGCUAAGCCGGCGCGGCGGCGGCGCGGGCCGCGAGCUGUGGGAGGUGGCGGCGGCGUGCCACGGGCCCGAGGACCCGCCCGCCGCGCUGCUGCGCGCCGCCGACCUGCACCGGGAGCCCCUGCUCGUGCUCAUAGCUAGCUGCUAUGAGCCCAACGCAGUAGAUGUGCUGUGGGCACACUGGAUCUUGUCCUCCCUAGAGCCGAAUGCUCGCAGCCGCGACGCCCUACAGUCGGAGAUCGCUCAAGGCGUUCCCGCCCAACUGUUCCAACGUGUCGCUGAAAUAUGCCUCGAAGAAGGAUACAUUGCAACUUUACACGAGUCAAUGCUUAUAUUUUUACCGGAAAGUCCUUUGGCGUUGCUAACAGCAUUCCUUUACCGGAGUAUACGCCUCCUUAUUUUCGAUUCCGAAACGACCAAAUACCUUAAUAGUUUUGUUCAACAUUGCCUUCGGAGAUAUAGUGUAGAUGCAAGCAGCUUGCCGUAUGAGUUAUCAAAGGAAUCAUUGCAGAAAAUCUCAGUUUCUCUGGUCAAAAUAGCUUUAAUGCACAAUUUCGAUAUGGCGUUUCAUCAGAAGGAAUUUCUUAGAUGUCUGGCCGAUGUUCGCUUCGGAAGAGAUUUUAUGGUAUCGUCGCCAAAUUUCACUUCUCUAUAUGAAAUAUUUGAAAUAUCAAUGGAAACUUCGAGAAUAAUGAAUAUAUCAAAAAUGUUACAAGAUGAUGCAACGGACUACUUCCAGGAAUGUGUAGAAAUGUACACGCGAGAUAAAAACUAUGACGUAGCAUUGAAAAUAGCAAAACUCGCAAAUCUUUCGGUGGACGAAAUUUUAAUAUCCGAAUGGCAAGAGAAAUGCCAGAAACUGACCUUUAUCACAGAAGACGAUGUUUUCGUAGAAGAAAAAGAUCUCACACUCUUAACCGCUCAAUGUAGUGAGGCAUUUAAAGAAGCAGGUGUAACUUUGAAUAAAGCAAUUGAAUUUCUUUCGAGAAUUCCCACCAAUAUGAAGGAACACGAUCAAAAAUUCUAUUCUUACAGGGUAAUUAUGAGUUGGUUCGAAGAAAAUCAUGUGUAUGGAGAAAAGAGAGAAGAAAUUGAACACGAAAUGUGGGAGGCUUAUCUAUUAAAUAAUUACUCUAUUAACAAGGCUGAUAUAGUUUUCCUAGACUUCCAAGGAACCAUAAAAUUUGUACUUAACGACCAAAAAGAGUCACUAGGAUCUCAAAGAGGAGAUAUGCUAUAUGAAGAAAAACCGUUUACGUCGACUUUACACGAAAUAGAGGUUGAAUCGGAUGUGAUGAACAUAGAGAAAGUAGAAAUGUUAGAAGAGAUAGAGGAAAUAGAGAGUUGGCAGAAAGCAGUCAAUAGGCUUUUGGAGUUGAAGUUGAUGGUAGAGGCGUUCCGGCUGUCGACUUUGUUUAAAACACCAGACGAAUACAGAUACCGGACCCCGGCGUGCCCUGUGAAAAUAAUACGGACGUGUCUCAGACUAGCCGAAGGAACAUGUUCGCCGUACGAGUUGCCUCAAGAGCUACGUCUAGUUAUAUCCUCACCUACUCUACAGAAUAAAUUAUCUGUUUCAGAAGCAUCAGAAACUAGUUUCGAAGAGUUAGUGGUGAUUCAAGAAAGACAAGAUGGAGAUAGCGUCCCACAUCUGGCGGCUCGCGAGGAGGCUGAUAGGCUGUCUGCUUUAGAAGCAUUGGCAGUCAAAAGUGGUCUGACUGUAGCUAAGCAGAUAGCUAAUUAUUUCCGCAUUGCCUUACAAAUUGGUUGGGAUUACACAUCAGUGUUAAAGUACCAGAGUCGUCCGUUGGACUUCAUCAACCUAGUGAGCGGCCGGGCUCGCAUGUCGCUAGCGAACUUGGUCUUCAAAACGUUCAACAUACCCUCGAAACAGAUUGCAGAAUAUUUAUGCCGUGAAUUAGUCGCGGCCAUCAUAUCACCGCACUUGGUGAAAACAUCUACGUUCAGACAAAAGGAACAUUUUCAAUACACACUCUGGGGCUACGUGCUCGACUCUGAUUUAGAGAUGUUCCUGAACAUGCGUCCAGACGCCUGCAGUCACAUAGGCAGGCUUAUACUCGAGCAUUUAAUGGCUUUCCAAAAGAUUUACAAAGCAACGAACGCUUUGAAAAUUCCAGAAGACGUUUUGGACGAUAGUUGUCUAGAUGUUGAAACUUUAAUAGAUGAAGAGUACCAGAAUGUGGAAGAAGAUGAAGUGGAGUCCAUUUUGACUGAAGAAGGGACGCUGAUGUCUGCGGAAACGGAGUCGGUGUACUCGGUGUCCACGGUGUACGCCGCGGGGAAUAAAAUGUCGCGAGACUCGCGAAGGAAUCUGUUCGAUGUGAUAUCUAGAAGCAACGUCCACAUCCGAUAUGAAGUCAAGUCGAAUAUCCGGAAGAUAACUAAGGGUGCUAAAUUGUCUACAAAGCAGGUGAACAUAAUCUCGCUGGAGCUGCUGGUGGCGGCCCACGAGUGCGCGUCGGUGGCGUGCGACACGGAGGGCGUGGCGGUGGCGCUGCGCUCGGCGGCGGCGCUGGCGGCGCGCCUGCGCGCGGCGCGCUCGUGGCGGCUGCUGGCGCGCCUGCUCACCGGCCUGGCGCGCUACCGCGAGUGCGCCUACAUACUGCAGAUAUUACGUGAUAACCACCAAUUUGAAUUUCUACUUGGACAAUUCGACUACAUGUUGGGUCAACAGCAGGACAAAAUCGCUGAAUUUAAGCAUGGACUACUCGAUUUCCUCAAGACCCACUGUCCCGGAGACACUGACACCUACAUCAUGGUCGCAUUACACUUUAACAUGCACGCUGAAGCGGCAAAUGUUAAAAAGAAACAAGCCUUACAUCUAAUAGACGAUUUAGAGAAAAUGGCGACGGAUGCUACUAAAAUGACCAAGAAAACUCCUCAACCGAUAUGGCUAUUGAUCCACGAUAAUGUCCCAACAAGAUCUUUGCUAGAAACAGCCUUGAAUCAUUGUACGGAUGCCUGUGAACUGUUCCUUCAAGGCGGAUGUACCGGGUUCGCGGGGGAGAUGGCGACUCUUGCGCAGCAAAUAGCCCUACAGAUAUCCCUUUUAAAUGCUUCUCCUACAAGACUCAUUCUUAACAGAAGCACGGAACAGACGUAUAGUCUAGUUAGUGAGUAUUUAAGUCUAAUGGAGGGCCUCGUGCUGAUGGGCGACGGCGGCGCGUGGCGCGCGCUGGCCUACCGCCGCGCGCUCGCGCACGACCAGGUGUUCCUGCGCGACCUCGCCGCGCGCCGCCCCGACCUCGCGAGCGACUUCCUCGACAGAUACAAAUCAGAAAAAAGAAAGACUCCAGCAUCUCAAGCAGCCAUGACGGAACUGCGCGCGUUGAUUAGA
Molecule: messenger RNA, 5862 nt
Organism: Brenthis ino (lesser marbled fritillary)
Lineage: Eukaryota; Metazoa; Arthropoda; Insecta; Lepidoptera; Nymphalidae
Source: the annotation of a GenBank genome assembly